AUGACCUUCUCCAUCUGCCGCACCGGAAAAGGAGUUCCUCUGCAGGAUUUUGAUCCACGGCAUACUUUAUUGACUAGAACUUUUGAUACCCUUAUUUACGUUCUUUAUGCCUUUGGCAAUGUUGAUCCCACUAUUAGAGAGGUACAACUUCCCGACCCAUAUGCAGAUAUUCAGAAACACUACCCUGGCGACUCCUGGGAUGAGCCUAGGAACAAUAUAUGGUCCAGAAUCUUAGAUUCAAUGACAUUGACAUUGACUAGGAGGCCGUUAAGCUUACUUAAGAUGUAUUUACACAGUAUCCCAGCAGUGGUACAGAGGCCAAUAACAUGGUGCUGUUUCUACGGGAAGCUCUGGACAGGUACUUUGCGCAGUCCCUCCAAUUAUCAGUCCCUACAUCUUGCAGAGAUGGACCAGUAUAUUGAUUUCUGGAACUUAAUGGCCUAUGAUUACAGCACCCCAUUUAACACCGACCAGGCCAUCGCCUUCUAUAUUUCUAAUGGUGUCGAUCCUAGCAAAAUCAACUUGGGCAUACCUCUCUAUGAUAGGUCAUUUCUUAACACGGAGGGACCAGGUACCUCAUAUAACAGUGUUGGCCCUGGCAAAUAA
Rasamsonia emersonii CBS 393.64 is the source of this 606-nucleotide messenger RNA. RefSeq names its product Endochitinase. The record is from RefSeq and is a predicted model, not a curated record. Gene Ontology annotation, molecular function: chitin binding; chitinase activity. Gene Ontology annotation, biological process: carbohydrate metabolic process; chitin catabolic process. The coding region runs from base 1 to 606 and encodes 201 amino acids. Lineage: Eukaryota; Fungi; Ascomycota; Eurotiomycetes; Eurotiales; Trichocomaceae. Gene Ontology annotation, cellular component: extracellular region. The transcript is spliced from 7 exons.